This is a messenger RNA of Cariama cristata (Red-legged seriema), 350 nucleotides long. RefSeq names its product lamin-A-like. Lineage: Eukaryota; Metazoa; Chordata; Aves; Cariamiformes; Cariamidae. The transcript has a single exon. The annotation marks the transcript as partial. The record is from RefSeq and is a predicted model, not a curated record.
AUGGCGACGCCUUCGCAGAAGAGGAGCACCCGUAGCGGGGCUUCGGGGACCCCCUUGUCCCCUACCCGUAUCACUCGCUUGCAGGAGAAGGAGGAUCUGCAAGAGCUCAAUGACCGCUUGGCCGUCUAUAUCGACAAGGUGCGCUCGCUGGAGCUGGAGAACGCCGGCUUACGGCUCCGCAUCACCGAAUCGGAGGAGGUGGUGAGCCGUGAGGUCUCCGGCAUCAAGGCUGCCUACGAGUCGGAGCUGGCGGAUGCCCGCAAGACCUUGGAUUCGGUGGCCAAGGAGAGAGCUCGGCUGCAGUUGGAGCUCAGCAAAGUCCGGGAGGAGCACAAGGAGCUGAAAGCCCG